This is a messenger RNA of Papaver somniferum (opium poppy), 1667 nucleotides long. Its product is annotated as protein DETOXIFICATION 27-like. NCBI's taxonomy places the organism in Eukaryota, Viridiplantae, Streptophyta, Magnoliopsida, Ranunculales, Papaveraceae. Gene Ontology annotation, biological process: xenobiotic detoxification by transmembrane export across the plasma membrane. Gene Ontology annotation, molecular function: xenobiotic transmembrane transporter activity; antiporter activity. The record is from RefSeq and is a predicted model, not a curated record. Gene Ontology annotation, cellular component: membrane. The coding region runs from base 71 to 1513 and encodes 480 amino acids. The transcript is spliced from 8 exons.
CGGUCCUUCUACUCGAUCAAUAAGUCAAACAGUUGUUUUGGAGAGAGAGAGAACUCAAAUCAAUUCAUCAAUGGAGGUUGAAGAAACAAAUUCACCUCUAUUACUAACAACUGAUGAAUUGAAAGAAGAAUAUGGUGGUGAUCUUCUUGAAAAAAUAUGGAUAGAAUCAAAAAAGAUAUGGCACAUUGCAGGUCCAGCAAUUUUCAGUCGUUUUGCGAUGUUUUCAAUCACAGUCAUAACUCAAGCAUUUGCUGGUCAUCUAAGUGAUAUUGACUUAAUUUCCAUCACUAUUGUAACCCUUUUCAUCAUCACCAUUAGCUUUGGCUUCUUGUUAGGAGUGGCUAGUGGAUUGGAAACAUUAUGUGGACAAGCAUAUGGUGCAAAACAGUAUCAAAUGAUGGGUAUUUAUUUACAAAGAUCAUGGAUUGUUUUAUUCUUUACAGCAAUUCUGUUGUUGCCCUUGUUUAUAUUUGCUGAUCCAUUGUUGAGAUUACUAGGACAGAGUAAUGAGGUUGCAGAAAAGGCUGGAAUCGUAUCAAUUUGGUUAAUUCCACUUCAUUUUUCAUUUGCAUUUCAAUUCCCAUUACAGAGAUUUUUACAAUGUCAGCUCAAGAAUGCUGUUAUUGCUUGGGUUGCCGGAUUUGCGCUUCUACUUCAUGUGUUUAUUAGUUGGUUGUUUGUGUAUACAUUCAAUGUGGGGUUGGUUGGUACUGCUAUUACGCUUGAUUUUUCAUGGUGGGUUACUGUUUUGGGAAUGUAUUUGUAUAUGGUUUGUGGUGGGUGCCCUCACACUUGGACUGGGUUUUCUAGUCAGGCGUUUUCGGGACUUUGGGAUUUUUUCAAAUUGUCAACUGCUUCUGGUAUCAUGUUAGGUUUGGAGAACUGGUACUACAGAAUUCUAAUCAUAGCUUCAGCAAGUCUGAGUAGCAGUCAAGUGGUAGUGAAUGCGCUAUCCAUCUGCAUAAGCAUUUAUGGAUGGGAGUCCAUGAUCACACUUGGGUUCUUUGCAGCAUCAGGGGUACGAGUAGCAUGUGAGCUAGGAGCAGGAAAUGGGAAAGCUGCCAAAUUUGCGAUGAAAGUGUCGUUGGUGACGUCCAUUGCCGUGGGAUUCUUCUUUUGGUUGAUAAUUAUGGUUUUCAACAAAAACUUAGCUAUGAUAUUUACUUCUACUGCAACUGUUGUUGGUGCUGUAAAUGAAUUUGCUGCUUUUCUGGCCUUCACCGUUCUCCUCAAUUGCAUCCAGCCAGUUCUCUCUGGGGUGGCUGUUGGAUCUGGAUGGCAAUCCAGUGUAGCAUACAUAAACGUAGUUUCCUAUUACAUCAUUGGGACCCCUCUAGGAUUUUUCUUGGCAUGGUCACUACAUCUUGGCAUUAAGGGUUUAUGGGCUGGAUUGCUCACUGGAACCGUUGUACAAACUGUGAUAUUGAUCUUCAUCACUAUCAGAUGUGAUUGGGAAAAACAGGCUCUGGAAACCAGCAUUAGCCUGUACAAAUUAAGGAGUCUCAAACAAUAGAUCCCUGCGGAAAAACAGCCUUUACAUUGUUUCUUAUCUUUUGUUUGUGCAAUCAUGCCAGGUAACUCAAAAUGUGAUUAUACUCGUAUAGUUAUUAUUGGUUUGUAAAGCUGAAUCCUAUGUUUCCACUAUAAACUUGGUUUUUUCUUUGUAA